GGUAUUUUACAAAGGUUUAAUCGUUUAGCGUAACGUUUUUGGUUUUAGUUUAGCUUCGGUUUAGUUUUAGUUUUUACGUUACCAAAAAUGGUAUCGCGCUAGCAGUUGAAUCGUUGACGUUACCGAAACGUUUCCGCAGAAAAGACGAACGUGAGACGUUUAGGGCUUUCAUGAGUAUUUACAAAAUACUAUGUGUUACUUUUGUAAUCGAUGAUUGAUUAUAGAAAUAGCGAUGUUGGCAGCACUAUUUCUUACGAUAAUAUGUCAAUGACGUGACGUGCAAAUGUCAAUAAAAAAAAACAACCUAUCUUCUGCAAUGAUUGUUCGUUCGCGCCGGCAGUUGAACUUGAAACCAACUUGAAACGGGUCUAAAAUGGAUGCCACAAGGCGCAGAACUUCUACAAUUAGGCAAUUGGAAUUGCUGCUGGAGUUUGCCGAGGAAAAUAUAGAUUUAGCCCUUGGCAGACUCCGGAGCAAGGAGGCGCGAGCAUUAUCAAAGAGGCUGUGGGAGCAAUGCUCUACCAACCUUAAUGCAGAAGGACCUGCUAGGCUUCCCAAGGAGUGGGUUAAAGUAUGGAACGAUAUGAAAUGUCGUGUACGACACAAAUUAACAACGAUAAACGUGUCCCAACAGGGCACUGGUGGGGGGCCCAAUGCACAAAUAGUGCUAACACCCCUAGAAGAGAGGGUGGCCAACAUCAUAGGGCGUGAUAUUGGUCCUAUGCCCAAUAUUGCAUUGAACCCACUUCAGCUUGAGCAUGUGCCACCUGACGAGUUGGAGAUUGAAGAGGUGGACGGGGAGCAGUCUGGAAAUGAAGUCAAUGUUGUACUUUCGCCUCCGCGUUUAUCGCGCGCGCCAUCCGACCUCGAGACCCCUCCGCCAAUCCGGCGGCGGAUGCAGUCGCCAGUGCGGUCGACUCCGCCGCCAGAGCCUGCGCCUGAGCUGCCACCAGCACCGCCAGAAGUGCCGCGGCGACGGCGACAGAGGGCUAGGGCGGACUCUAGAGUUAAUUUAGCGCAGACAAGAUCAAGUGCCCUGGAUGAGAGUCGAAGGACAAUGAUGCGUAUUGAGGAGCUACGUGCCGGCACGGAUAGUAUGCUUGCCAAGACUGCGCUCCUGCAAGCCGAAGCUGCCAAAGCGCAGGCUGAGGCAGCCAAAAUAAGCGCUGAGGCAGCCAAAAUAAGCGCUGAGGCCCAUAUGCUUGUAGCGCAGUCCGUGAGCAGCCUGGUGCCGGCAUGUCGCCAGUAUUUAAUGGGCCUAGCCAGGACGCGGAUGAGAACGCUAUCAUCUGAAGAUUAGUAAGACGGUGGAGUACCAUUGACUCAGCUGCUGUGGCGCAUAUAUGCGCCAUCACCCUAAUCUGCUGUGGCGCACAUGUGCGCUAACUGUCCGACUCUAUUUUAAGAUUAAAAUACAUAUCGUUAUGGUUUAAAAUUGUUUAAUUUACAUUCCAAACAUACUCAGCAACCACUAAAAAAAACCACUAAAUCACUAGCGUGGAAGAAUAUGUCUUUGGCGCCACAGCUGGUUGACUAGACGAUGACGGCGCUCACGACCGGCACGCAGGGCGCGCGCGACCGACGCCGGGUCCUCCGGCGCGGGCGGGGCGCGGGGCGACGCGCCCUCGGUGAGCUGGCGCUCGCGGCGUGCCUCCUCCUCGGUCAGUGGCUCGUACUCGAUGCCGCCAGCGUGGGCGAUGUUAUGGAGUACGCAGCAGGCGUUGGUUAUUCUCGCUGCUUUCUCCGGCGAGUAAUGACGCCGGCGGUCAGCCAGAAGACAUCUGCGAAUUUUUGUUAUUUUUAUUUAAUUUAAUACAUUCUCGUCCCUGGUUAUUGUGAACUGUAAAUGACUUACAACCUGCCACCACAAACCAAUAUUUUGUUGAACCUGUGACCCUUUAAACUAAGUUUAAAGUGGCAAGUUAUUGGCCUAAAUGACACUAUAAGUAGCUUAAUGCAUGACGUGCCCUAUGUUCAUUAGUGCCCUGCCCACCCUAGGCACAAAAAAAAUAUUCUAGUAUUAUGUACAAAAUGAAAAUAAAAAAUAUUGCAUUCUAUUUAUUCAGUUAUUAUCGAGGAAUUAUUAUUCCAAGUUUUAUACUUAUUCAGAGAACAAUAUUAGAGGUGAUAGGUAGGUUUUAUCUACCUAAAGCGAGCCUUUAACACUCCUAUGCAUCGCUCAACACAACAGCGUCCAGACACAUGAAGACUGGUGUAGUGAGCUUCUGGAGACCCUGGCAAGGCGUUCUCAAUGGGUGUCAUCAGAGUGGCCCUGAGAGGAUACCCAGAAUCUCCUGCAACAUAACAAUUUAUAUUGUAGGUAAAUAAUACGUUGUAUAGGUAUAAUUAUUAUUAAUAGCUUUGUGUAUGUGCACAAUUAAAAUAGGUAAAUUUAA
This is a messenger RNA of Amyelois transitella, 2396 nucleotides long. Its product is annotated as nuclear apoptosis-inducing factor 1-like. The transcript is spliced from 7 exons. Gene Ontology annotation, cellular component: nucleus. The coding region runs from base 374 to 1300 and encodes 308 amino acids. NCBI's taxonomy places the organism in Eukaryota, Metazoa, Arthropoda, Insecta, Lepidoptera, Pyralidae. The record is from RefSeq and is a predicted model, not a curated record.